Messenger RNA from Monomorium pharaonis (pharaoh ant), 3674 nucleotides. RefSeq names its product odorant receptor 94b. Gene Ontology annotation, cellular component: plasma membrane. Bases 1590 to 2498 code for a protein of 302 amino acids. Gene Ontology annotation, biological process: detection of chemical stimulus involved in sensory perception of smell; sensory perception of smell. NCBI's taxonomy places the organism in Eukaryota, Metazoa, Arthropoda, Insecta, Hymenoptera, Formicidae. Gene Ontology annotation, molecular function: olfactory receptor activity; odorant binding. The transcript is spliced from 4 exons. The record is from RefSeq and is a predicted model, not a curated record.
AAAUAUAUAGAUUUUCAAAAUGCAUAAUUUAUUCUAUUGCAUGUCUUUUUUAUUGUUUUACGCAAAUUAAUAUCUAUUUUGUAAUUUUUCUGUUAUGGAUGCUACAUGUGAAUAAUGUGCUGAUGAUUUUAAAAAUAAUUUUUUGGUAUUGUUAUGUUUAUUUCGUAUUUAUUGUUAUGUUUAUUUUUUCUAAAUUUAUUAUUUUGCUGCUGAAUCGCAGAUAUUCUGGGCAAAUCAUGAAGAAAUCAUAUAGAUGACUAAAGUGAAGGUUUUAUACAAAUUCAAUAAAGACAUAGAGUAAGUAGCAUUAAUAAAUAGCAUUUUAACAUCUAUAGGUUAGUACAUGUUUCUUUUGUUUUUUGCAUAAAUAUUUUUGAUUACAUUUUUCAUUUUUUUUAUCAUUAAUUAAUAAUAUUUUUGAAAUAAUGUGAUUAACAUUAUAUGAAAAUAUAUGAAGUCUUUAAUGAUAGUACGAUGAUGCUUAUUUAGAUUAUUUAUGGCACAUAUGCUUAUAUUACUUCUAUGAAUUUUAAUUCAUGUGUGUUAAUAUUAAUAUUAUUAAAACUUAUUAAACUAAACUUAUUUUCAGUUAUACUUAAAUAUAUUUUGUACUUAAGAAAGAAUUCAUAACAUAUUUAACACACUAUAUUUAAAUAAUAAAAGACACCGUGCAAAACUUAUGAAAAAACAGGAUCUGUCAAUUUCACUUAUCUUGCAAUAUAAUAUUCCUUAGAUCAUGCCGAUCAAAAGUGUCAAUGUGUACAAGUCCCAAAAACCAAAAGUUUUUGAGAUACAGAACGUCGACUAUAUCCGAAUAUAGCCAUGUGCAGACUCCGCUUAUUUUACUGCAUGUUUUACUUAUUCUACGUUUAACAUCUAUUUCGUGUCUACAUGUUGUAUUUUACUUUCUUAUUUAUUUCUUCUCUAUGACAUACUCCGCAAAUGUAAUAUAAUUUAAAAUUUUUCAUUCUGUAACAAGUCUGCUAUUAGGGUGCCUGAAAUCAAUACGCAGAUAGAAUGUAUGGUACUAUUCAAUAACAUAUAAAAUGAAUUUGCUAAUGAAUAAAUUAUUUUUAGGCUGAAGAAACGUAAUAUAGUUGAAUUACCUACAUUAAAAUUCAUAAUAAAAUAGUCGACUAUUUAUAUAUUCUUUUUUUCUUAUAUAGUGUAUUUGUAAUUAACAAUAAUAUUAUUUAGAAAAUGUUAGCAUAUGAAAGUUGUGUUUCAGAGAUCAAUAAUAUCAAUACAGCAGAAAUGUAUUUAUAGAAUCAAUAAUUCAAAACCGACAUUAUGAUAAUAGUGUAAUAAUAUAGGCUAUAGAAUCUCUUAGAAGAAAUAUAGUAUGGCAUAAAUAUUCCGUGCGUGUCAGUCGUUUAAAAAAUGUUUUACUUGUCGUUUCUCAGAUUAUUUUAAAGAUGGUUGUAGCUCUAGGAGGAUUGAUAUAAAUAAAACUUUUGGGCAAAUUAUUUUGUAAAUAAUUUUACAAGCAUUUUGCAAAUAAUUUUAUCUGUACUAUUAAUUGUACAAAUACAGAGAAAAAAUUUAGGUGAAGUUCAGAUAUAAAUAAGAGAUAUAACGUGAAAUUAACGAUGCACGUCUUGCAAUUAACUUUUAAGAUUUUAACAAUUGUUGGAUGUUGGCGACCAAAAUCAUGCUCGUCAUUUUAUUUACGUUUCAUGUAUGAUGCAUAUACAGUUUUUAUGAUUAUAUUAUUAUACACAUUUUUGGUAUCGCAAUUUUUGGACAUUAUUUGGAAUGUCGACAAUGCUGAAGAUUUUACGGAAAAUUUCUACGCCACCUUGGCAUCGGUUGUUUCGUGCUCUAAAAUGCUUAGCUUAUUAGUAAAUCGAAAGAAUAUUAAUAAGUUAACCAACGUAUUUCUCGAGAGGCCGUACAGACCGUCGGAGACGGACGAAAUGAAGAUUCGAUAUAAAUUUGAUAGACACACGUACCUGACGGCUGGAUCGCUGGUCAAUGUGGCUUGUGACAGUCUUAUUUGCGGACUGUUGGCACACAUUUGCUGUCAGAUCGAGAUUUUAGAAUGCCGACUGAGUAAAAUAUCGAAUCAUGAUACUCUUCGCGACUGUUGUGACAUAUAUAGGUAUGCACUUCGAUUAAACAAUAAAUUCAAAAUGACUAUCGCUAUGCAAUUUGUAGUGAGUACGUUAGUGGUAUGUUCUAAUUUGUAUCAAAUGACUAAAUCAACGAAUAUAAAUGCAAGUUAUCUUCCCUUAUUAUUAUAUAUGUCCUGUAUGUUGACACAAAUUUUUAUCUAUUGUUGGUACGGAAAUGAAGUGAAGUUAAAGAGUACUCAACUGCUCAACAACGUUUUUGCAAUGGAUUGGGUAACAAUGAAUAAAAAUUUUAAAAAAAGUUUAAUAAUAAUUAUGAAUCGUGCAAUAGUACCUAUAGAAUUUACCAGCGCUUAUGUUCUGUCAAUGAAUCUCGAUUCUUUUGUUGGGGUUAGUAAAAAAAUUAAUCUGCAAAAGAAGAAUUAAUUUCUUAAUUUAUUAUUGACGCAAGUGAUAAUCAAUUUUUAUUUCUGAUUGAAGUACAUUGUGUUUAAUUCUAAAAAAUAAUAAAAACUAUUUAUAAAGAAAUUAAUUUAAAAAUAAUAGAAAAUAGCACUAACUAUUAUAUAAUAUAAUAGUAACGUUUAGCAAAUAUGUUUGACAAAUUCCAUACAGCAUCGAAAGAUUGCAACAAAUAUUUCACUGCAAGAUUGCAAUAUUGCAAAUGCAUUGCAAAAUCUUGCAAUGCAAAACAACAAUAUUAUAUUAUAAUAUGUUUGGCAAUUUUAUAAAUAUUUGAGAUUCUAUUAUGUUAAUACAUUUUGGUACAUUUUAGUACAUAUUACAACAAAAAUGUUCUAAAUUAACAAAUAUGUUCUUAAAUGAAUUUUUACAUAGUAAGAUUAAGAAAAUUAUUCUUAAAAUAUUUAUUAUAUGUAUAUGUAUACAUACAUAACAGAUAUGUAUGUACAUAUAUGUGUAUAUACUUUUGUCUUUAAAAUCAAUUGUAAAAACUUGCGGCUUGAAAUAAUUUUUUUAUUUAAAGUGACUGAAAGAUUUUACAAUAUCUGGUGUGGUAUCUUUUCUCUUUUAUGUGAUACUUUAAUCACAACAAGUAAAAUUUUGCCGCAUUUAUCUGAUGGCGUGUAAUGCUGGCUUGCGACGGGAGAAACAUAAGAUGCAACAUUGGAUUGUAGUAUACAGUAUUUGAAGAUUGUUGUAAUUGUCUGUGCUGUAUAGAAUGUAAAAGAUAAGAGAGUAUUUUAAAAUAAAUUAUAAAAUUUAAAUAUAUAUAUUUGUUGCAGUUACUUAAGACAUCGUAUUCAGCUUAUAACAUACUAAAACAAGUGUAGGAGUCAUGAGUAAAAAAUAGAAAUAAAAUUGACAUUAUUAAAAUGUUUUCCAGCAUACAAUUUUAUUGAUAGAUAUUUGUAGAAAUUUGCAUUAUAGCUAAUGUUAUAUGUCUGUGGACAAAUAAAUGGCAAUUACUUAUAAUAUGUGUUAUUAUAAUAUAUUUAAUAAAUUGUUAUCUAAUAUAUUGGGAAAAGUAGAGAUUUAAAAAUAGGCAUAUUUUAACACAUAAGAUGACAGUUUUAAUUAUUUAUUACUUAUUAAAAUAAUUUUUAUUAAUUUAUGUAAAUUUAACAAACAUUUUAAAAAGUU